Molecule: messenger RNA, 841 nt
Organism: Emys orbicularis (European pond turtle)
Lineage: Eukaryota; Metazoa; Chordata; Testudines; Emydidae
Gene: SAR1B
Product: secretion associated Ras related GTPase 1B
Exons: 7
Coding region: 90-686 (198 amino acids)
Biological process (GO): intracellular protein transport; vesicle organization; endoplasmic reticulum to Golgi vesicle-mediated transport
Cellular component (GO): endoplasmic reticulum exit site; COPII vesicle coat
Molecular function (GO): GTPase activity; GTP binding
Source: RefSeq, a predicted model, not a curated record
GAGGGCGCUGAGGGUCCGUGUCGGUGCCGGGCGGAGCGGGGCGGCCUGGAUCUCAGGUUCUUCACCAGCGGACCCCUUAAGAUUUGGAUAUGUCCUUCAUAUUUGAUUGGAUUUACAGUGGUUUCAGUAGUGUACUGCAGUUUUUAGGACUGUAUAAGAAAUCUGGUAAACUAGUAUUUCUUGGAUUGGACAAUGCUGGAAAAACUACACUGCUGCACAUGCUCAAAGAUGACAGACUGGGACAACAUGUCCCUACAUUACAUCCCACCUCAGAAGAGCUGACAAUUGCUGGUAUGACUUUUACCACUUUUGAUCUGGGUGGACAUACUCAAGCUCGCAGAGUGUGGAAAAAUUAUCUGCCUGCCAUCAAUGGCAUUGUGUUUCUGGUGGACUGUGCUGAUCAUGAAAGAUUGACUGAAUCAAAAGAAGAACUUGAUUCGCUAAUGACAGAUGAAACUGUUGCAAAUGUGCCUAUCCUAAUUCUUGGUAACAAGAUUGACAGACCUGAAGCCAUCAGUGAAGAGAGGUUACGAGAGAUGUUUGGUUUGUAUGGCCAAACAACAGGAAAGGGCAAUGUAUCUCUGAAAGAAUUGAAUGCCAGACCACUGGAAGUCUUUAUGUGCAGCGUGCUAAAGAGACAAGGCUAUGGAGAAGGAUUCCGUUGGAUGGCACAAUACAUUGAUUAACACCAAAUUCACAUCAGUACAUUCUGUCCUAUGUCUGAAUAUGAAGUCUGCUCAUUAUUUGAUCACUCAGUGUACAUAACUUAAACUCAGUAGACUUUGUUUGGUUACAAAAGCAAAUGUUUUUUAGAUUAUUAAAUCAACUAUGCUAAACUGCA